Styela clava is the source of this 2639-nucleotide messenger RNA. Lineage: Eukaryota; Metazoa; Chordata; Ascidiacea; Stolidobranchia; Styelidae. The record is from RefSeq and is a predicted model, not a curated record.
AUAUUUGUUACCGUAGUUACGCCGCGGAAGCUCUGCUGAUUUUCGACUUUCCUGUCAGUCGUUCUAAUAGUAAACUAUAGCUUUCAAAAAUGGAUAAAAUUGAAGAAGCGACGACGAGAGAAGAGGAAGAAGGCGAGGAGGAACAGGGAGAACAAGAAACCGAUGUCGAGAGCAAAGUAGAAGAGUUGAAAGCUGAAUUAGAUGCCGCGAUUCCACCAAUUGUUGUUCCAAUAAGCGAUGUCUCAGCUCAAAUCCCAAAGUUUGAUUUGUCAGAGUUUCCAGAUUCGUACAAAGAAAACUCUCCAAAAGAAAAGUUAGUUCUGGAAAACGCAGGAAAACUUCGUCGGCAAUAUGUACAUCUGUUCAGAGAUAGAAAACCUCUUUUCUUGAAUCCAUUAAAUGAAUGUGGAAUUGAGAAAUUUGUCUGUACUACGAUGCGUCCAACUCUUCUAAAAUUCAAGGAACUUUAUCACUGGCAAGGUUGUGCCGAGUUUGUGUCAGAUUACAUAACAAUGAUGCCUUGAUCCCCCAUGUGUGACUUGCACGACAACUUUUUAUUCUCGACACUAUUUUGAAACAGCAAAAAAAAUUGUUUCGACUUUAGCAACCUUCUUUCUCUUUUACUCGGAGCUGUUAUGAUGCGUACGUUGUCAGCUGUUACGCCGAUAAAAGAAGUUUGUCUUUAUGAUGAAUCGAGGGAGAUUUGUCCUUUGUUAAAGAAAAAAGAAGAGGUCAAAGUUGAACCUCCAAAACCAGAGCCGAAAAAAUACGCAGUUCGACCUCCACGCGACCUUCGUAGUAAAUUCAUCAUAAAAAUGGAGGAACGAAGGAAAAAACAGGAAGCUGAUGAAGAAGAAAAACAAAGAAUAGAAGAGGAAGAAAAAAUUAAGGAAGCAGAGAAACCUCCUCCAGACCCAUUAUACGGACUCAGAGUUCAUUCUUGGAUCAUGGUCCGUGGUGGGAAAAGGGAAGUACCUGAGGACUUCUUCAUUGAGCCAUUCACUGGAGUUGCUUAUUCUCCCAGUUCAAGUAAAUUUCUUGGGAUUGAAAGUGUUUGGAAUCAUCUUAAUUAUUGGGCGAAUAUGCAGGAAUGUUCUAAUGGAUGCAAGGAUCUAUCCUUCGAGCUCACAGACACCACCAAGUGGGAGUACAUGUUUAUCGGCAGCAAAGAACCGGGUUUGGAGAUCCCAGAUUUGGAGGAUGAAAUCGAUGAUUUUGAUGACCUUGAUGAGGAAGGAAAGGACGAUGAAAAACAUCUGGAUAUGCCAGCUUCCUGGGUCAAACGAAUCGAAAUUUCAGAGAGAGAUUAUGAUUCUAGGUGUCCUCAAGGCAAGAAGACAAUCCUGUACAAGAAAGCAAAACUUGAGAAGUACGCUCCUUAUCUACUGAAAGAAGGGUUGAUUGAGAGAUUGACAGUGUUCAAUAAUAAUGAAUUGACAGACCUACAAAGGGUUGAAGAGCGCUUUGCAAAUCGCGAAGACAAGCUCAAACAACGAAGGGAGGAAGGUGGCAUCAUCACAGAAGAAUUUGUUGAAGGACGCCCAAGGUCAUUAUGUGAACAUACAUUCAAAGCGAAGUCACCAAACCCUGAAUCAGAGAGAGUCAUGAUCUUUUAUCAUAGUGCAAGAGUUGACGGUUUAUCUAAAAGAGAAGAAACUCCAUCAGAAAUGAAAGAAUAUUAUGAAAACAGGGAAGAUUUCUUGUAUUUUCGACACAUUAUUUUUGGGAAAAGAGUUAAAAAACUAGCACCAGCUGUUGCAGAGGGACCUCCAAGGCCUAUACUGAGGAUUUCAGAAUAUUUCCAUCGCAACAAGGACAUCUUGGCAAACGCAGACAUCGCAGAAAGAAUUUUCAUUUUAUCCGAAGACAAAAUCCAGCUAUCUUUCCAUCGUGAGAACGAGAAUAUAACAAUGUCGACUCGCGAAUUUUUUAAACCCCCCAACGCAGAAGAAAAAACUGGGAAUCUACAGUGGACACCAGAUAUGACAGCUACCUUCCAGAUUGACACUCACGCUUCUCCUUCAAAACACUUGGCCGUGUAUGAUCAACUGGUGGAACUAAUACAAUUGGAACAAAAAAGCAUUCAGCUUGUUCGAGCAUCUGAGGAGGAAGUACGUGAAAUUCUGCUUGACAGACAGCGGGAAGAGAUGGCUCAUGAGUUGUCUAUAUCAGUCUACGACACAGAACGAAACGAGAAAGCUAAGAAACAUAGGAAGGAAUUGGAAAUCCAAGCCCAAGAAGAGAAACUCAGACGUCAAGAGAUGGAGAUGGAUUAUCUUGCACCGUUCCUGGCCCAGAUUGGUAACCCAGACAAAAUCACGAAGACUCAAGCGUUUAAGUUGAAGGAAGAUUGCAUGGCCGACUUGAAACAACGAUUGAUUGAUAAAGCUAACUUGAUACAACUUAGAUUCGAAAAGGAGACCGGUGAACUCCAUCGCAGACAACAGGAUUAUCAGCAGAAACAGGUUACCAUGACGAAAGAAGAUGAGGAAGAAUAUUUUAACUUCUGCUCAGAGGCUAUGUUCAGAAUUCACAUCUUGGAGCUCAGGUUAAACAGGCACAAACAGAUGGCUCCACACAAGUACAUGCAACUCGAGUCAAGACUGAGAGGAGAUCAGAGACUAUCAGGAUUCUUUUAA